AUGCGUGUCUCCUUCGCACUGGAUAACUUACUCUUGAACUUUGCAGAGCUCCACGACAUUCAGCUUAUUAUCCCUGGAUCCCUAUAUUCCAACUCUCAGUCCAAGUCUGCGACAGAUGCACUGGCACCAGUGCAGGGAGGCCCUUUGACGCAGAUUGAUGGAAACACGGAUGACUCAUGCUACGGAGUUGAGCUUAAUGAAGAAGUGUCCAUCGGCAUGUGUCAAAACUGUCAUAUCCUAGAGACUCAGGAGCGGGAGUGGGAGCAGGCUAAUGAUUCCGAUGAUGAAGAGAUGGAAGGAGCCCAUAUUAGCUAGUCACUGUACAUUUUGGCAUUUAUGUAUACUCCAGCGAUAAUGGCUUGGAUCUCAGAAACUUGGAAGAGUUACAUAGCGUUGAAUCACAGUACCGUCUUCUAAUUGCA
Fusarium odoratissimum NRRL 54006 is the source of this 422-nucleotide messenger RNA. RefSeq lists its product as uncharacterized. Bases 1 to 315 code for a protein of 104 amino acids. The record is from RefSeq and is a predicted model, not a curated record. The transcript has 3 exons. Lineage: Eukaryota; Fungi; Ascomycota; Sordariomycetes; Hypocreales; Nectriaceae.